Schistocerca nitens (vagrant locust) is the source of this 5037-nucleotide messenger RNA. Its product is annotated as transmembrane protein 47. Bases 586 to 1170 code for a protein of 194 amino acids. Gene Ontology annotation, cellular component: cell-cell junction; membrane. Gene Ontology annotation, biological process: cell-cell adhesion. NCBI's taxonomy places the organism in Eukaryota, Metazoa, Arthropoda, Insecta, Orthoptera, Acrididae. The transcript has 6 exons. The record is from RefSeq and is a predicted model, not a curated record.
GUCGAGUAAAGCUACAGUCCAGUCCAGUCGAUUCGUUCUGCCGACGGCCAGUGUCUACAGCAGGCGUAAUCUCCUCCGCCGGACCGGGCUCCACACUCUGCCAACACUCGCUCCUCCGGCUCGCUACUCGCGAUCCGACUGCGUGUGUGCGUGCGCUCUUAGAGGUUCCGAAGUUCCUGCAGUCGACGUUCAGAAUGCGUAUUCAGAAGUCAGAGCACUAGUCGAUUAGUAGAAGAGGCUACGCCCACAGACUGAAAAGGCUGCAUUCGCGUUUGCUGCAAAGACUGUGCCUUUGUUCCAGCCGUAAAUACAGUAAUUCCUAUUCGUCCUGCUGCGGCCGGUCAGAGGCACACUCGACGAAACUGCUUUCUUUCCAGCGCCGUCGCGCUGCAGACGGCAGGAAAUUGCGAAGCAGCCACGCAUGUUGUCGACCCUCGAGUUUCCCGCUGUGGAGCCCGGCCGGCCGGCGGUGGCGGCGCCCUUGAAGUUUGCCCGUAAAGUGUAGGAGGAGGGCGACCCCUGGAUGAGCAGCACGCGCAUGCAGCCAUCGUGACGGCCACAGCUGGGGCGACACCCGCGGUCGCCAUGGCGGCCAACCAGAUAGCGCAGGUGAUUGCGUUCAUCUGCGGCCUCAUCGUGGUAAUCUUGAUGAUAAUGGCACUUGCAUCAACAGAUUGGUUGAUGGCAGAGGGUUGGCGUCAAGGACUCUUUAUGCACUGUAUUGGUGAGAAGGCGCCUACACCACUUCCGUUUAAUGUAGUGGACCAACCAGCCUGUUACCAAGCACGAAGUGUCGUGUACAUCCAGGCAUCUGCAGCUCUUUGUGUUAUCACACUGCUGACAGACGUUGUAGCUACACUCCUGACAGGUCUUGGUCUGCGGAGUAAAGACCACCGCACCAAGUACAAGUAUUACAGGAUUGCAGUGUAUGUGAUGGUGCUUUCUUUAAUAUCCAUUCUCAUUGCCUUGGUGGUUUACCCAGUAUUCUUUGCUGCUGAAUUAAAUGAAGGUAAUCGCACUGUGUGGGAGUUUGGAUGGGCGUAUGGUGUUGGCUGGGGAGCAGCCAUUUUCCUGUUCGGGGGUGUUAUUCUGCUGCUUUGUGACAAGGAGUCAGAGGAGAUAUACUACAAGGAGCGAAAAAUAGUGCACGACAACGACUCGCGAGCCUAGUGUCCGCCACCCCUGCCCGAUGUCGUGCUUUGAACGUAAAAAUUGCUGAAGAGGCCGUGGAUGGUCAGAGCAUAGAGUUGCAGGAUUCUGGAAUUGUCUGGUUGGUUUAAAAACCAAAAAAGUGAAUAAGUUUGUGAGAGAGAUACUUGUCUGUUCUUAUAGAUACAUUUAUCACCUUCAGUUAGAUCUGUUAAUACUUCAUACAUAUAACCAACAUAAAUUUCAUUGCAGUUAUUUAGGAAGGUUGAAUACAUAUUCUUCACAAAUUAAGGAAAAAAGAAAUCUUACCAGUUCCUUUACUAUGAUGACAAAAUAUACAGUACAUCAGUAGGAUGUCCAGUUUUAACAUUUAAUUUUGGAAUUAAAAAUUCCACUUUCCUUUCUAAACCUGGUUGGUAUAUUGUGCAUCAGGAAUCCUGCAGUUAUGAUCUGGCCUCCACAAUGUGGGACACUGUGGAUAUCACAGUCAGUAGUUGGCUUUUUUGGACAAAUACUGCAGUCUCUGGUUUCAAAGUAAAACAGGAUGGAUGUUGUGGAUGAGUGAGGCUGCCAGUUGUAUGUCUGUGCUAAUGGUUUCUUUCUGUUUCAUGUAGAAAACCCUAUUUGUGUGAAACGUGAUGCAUGCAUGUAUACUUCCCACAUCAGUCUCUAAAGCAUUUAUUAUACAAAAAUGGUUGUAAAAUUUUGUAUUUUAAGUCCAGUAAUUAUUUGGUUCCUCUUUUGCUCUAAAAGUUUACGUUUCUCAUAUUAUGAAAUUUUGAUCAUUUUCUGCCAUAUAACUGUGUUGUUUUAAAGUACAGCUAAUUUAAACAGUUAAACAUCAUUACUAACCAUUAUAUAGAGUUACACUUCAUUACUUCAGGCAAUGUUGUUAGUACUAGUGUGUUGGCUAUCCUUUUUUAAUUUUUAUGUUAGCAUACCGCUUUCCUUUUUUCCUCCGUGGAUCUGUGGACCAAAUUGAUUUGGCUCCUGCAUAAAGUUCACUGAAUGAAAUAGUCAUUGUUUUCCAGCUUUUUGCCCUUUUUUGUUGCUGGCAAGUAUGGUAGAACAAUGGUGUGCUAGAGAGAGAGAGAGAGAGAGAGAGAGAGAGAGAGAGAGAGAGAGAGAAUGUGUGUCCGUCUAAAUGUGUAUGUGUGUAUUUGUGUGAGGUAGUUACGGCUCGGGCAGGAAAGGUGUGCACUUAAACAGAAGUGAACUUACAAACUGGUGAUGCAUGAAUUCAACGAACAUAGAUUAUAUGUAUUUUCAUAGAGAAACAAUGAAAAAUUCUCAUGUGACUACCAUAUGCACAUUUUACAGCCACAGAGUGGGAUCAGAUGCUUGGAAGUUCUUUAGGAAGACAAAGGUUUUUAAUAUGGAUUUUAUAGAGCAGGACAAUGUUUUACAAGAACACACAUUUUUAUAACAGAACAACUCGCUUAACACCAAUGACUAACAUUAAUGUUUUAGCUGCAGCAUCUAUUCAUGUGCAGAUAAGGAGUGAGUGUGUGUGUUUUCUACUUGUUGGUAACUUUACUCUUUAUAUUGAUGUAUUCAUCUUCUUGUAAUUGUUUUGCGCAGUUCCUGUUUAGUAUGAAGAUUUCUGAACUGUUAAUUUUAAAGUGGAUAACAUACUCAAGUUUAAGAAACUGCCACAUUGGGAAGAAAUUAUGUCAGAAUAUAAGUCUGUAUUGAGACUGUCUUUCUUUUUUUUGUACAUAGUGUAAAAUCUUGUAAAUGAAUACUAUCAUAAAUAAUGAUCAUUAACAUCACAUAAUUUUAAUUUACACAGUGGUUUGCUUGUAAUUACAUUUUUACUGUAUUGAUGUACAUUUGGGCAUAUAGCAAAUUUCCGUUUUAAAGUUCAAGUACAGAGUUUAUCAUCUCUGUGGUAUUUGUUUGUUCACUACUUCCUUUAGAUAAUAUAUAUUCAUACAAUUAUUUUUAGGUAACUUCUCACAGAAACAGCAUUGCCAAGGAAAAAAGCCUGUGAAAGUUUCUCAUAGCAUUACUCCAUUCAUUCUGUCACAAUAGAAGUCUAUAACUUCUUGAUAGUUCAUUUUUAACCAUUUGUUAACCAUUCACUCACUGGACUUUCCUUCAAUGAUUUGUAUAUAAAAUAUUAAAUUUAUUUGCUGAACUUUUAUCUUUGAACAGAAUGUUGCCUGUAUCUAUAAUAUGGUUGAUAAAUUUUGUAAAUAUGUGUGUUGUAUAGUAAACAUAGAAAUUUAUGAAUUGUGGAUUUAAUUUAAGAAAUGUGUAAAUGUAUAUGAUAUUCUAUAUAUGUAACUUGAAGAUGGUAUGGUAUUAUUUACCAGAUAAAAACAAAUAAUUAGUGCUUCACGCAUAUAUUUUCUUCCUAAUUUAAAAAGACACAAACAGUUACCUAUUUCAGAUGCUUGUAAAUGUCAAAUAUUGACUCACUUCAUUUAAUUAAUUUUGAGUUUUAGAAUUAAUGCAGUAAUAGCUGAACUAAUGUAGGGAUCGCUAUAGAUGAGGAUCACUGCUAGGUUUGGAAUGAGAGCAGGUAACAGGAUUCACCCUGCAUGCAUGUUACCAUCAGUGAGAUUUUCUAUUAUAAGUUCAUUGAAUUGAAAUUCAUGUACGUUCUAUGACACUAAUUAACAUAUAGAGCUGAUAAGGCAGCCAGGAGCAACAAAUUCCUUAUGUUCCAUCAUUUCUUAUUUAUCUCUCUCUAUCUCUCUGUACAUAUAUAUAACAAUGAGAACAAUCAAUUAUUGACAGAAUUCUUGAACAGAUUGUUAUGUGAAAAAUUCCUGAGAAUCAGGUAUAUGUCAGGAGGUAUGCAUACAGAAUGUAUGUUUUUGUAUUACAUUAUAAUAACUUUUCACUUUACAGAAUUAUCUUGAACUUAAUGAAAUCACUGAAUGCCAUUUCAUGCACUAUUCGUCAUGAACACUACACUUAAAAGUUAUUUAAUUUUUAUGUUAACAUAGUUCAUUUUAAUUAUAGAUUUCCGUAGUUGGCAGCUCCCUCUAGUCAGCCUUUUGUAGUGAUAAUUUAUUAAAAAACAAGUAUAUAUCAACUGGCCUGUUGAAAGAAUAUUGAAUCAUCUUCACAGAGAAAUUUGUUUAAACUUUAUUGUUCCUCUUUUUAACUUUAUUGUUCCCCCUUUUUUAGUCAGUUUCAGAUUGAUAAAAUUGUAAGAUAACUCAAAGAAUACAUUUUUCUGUGAGGCUUUAGUGUGCAUGGGUAACAAUAUUACAUCACAUAUGAAAUCAGAAUUGUCCUCAUUGUCAUUUAAUGGCAGUUACUAAUUGUGUCAAGACUGCAUAAUUCAAACCUGCUGAUGUUUGCAACAGGUUUUGUUGGUAAGCAUAAGUAAAUGUAGUUAAACAUCACACUAACCGUUAACUUGACUGUUGUACAGAAACAUCUUGUGUGUUUGUGUGUUUGUGUGUAUAUAUAAAAUACAUAUAUAGACACUGGAAUUCAGUGCAGAACAGUUUUGCAGACAUGGUAACUCCAGGUAAUUACUCCAGGGAAAUGUGUACUGAGGAAACACAAGCCAAUAAACUAUGUGUACCAGUCACAACUGUCCCAAAUGUGUGUGUCUAGAAAGAGUGUGUGUAUAAACUGUGAAACUUAAAUUUUAAAAAUGAUAUGCAGUUUAAUACUGAAGAGACUACUGCCUUCAAACUUCUUGUAUUCAUUGAAAUGCAUUAUUUUGUUGUUGAUUUUAAAGUUGGCUUUUUCCCAUGUGUGUGUGACUUCAGUGAUUGGUUGUUAAAGUAGAUAUAUGGAUCAGGAUUGUUAAACUAAAAGUAUUUUCUUCCAGUCAGUGCUGUUUCAGUACUUGGGCAAUAUACGGGCUAGAGAAACUGUCAGUGUACAUAGUUUUGAAAUAAAAGUUAUGAGAAUACAUAA